UACCACCUUACUGUAAUGAUUACAUGAUUUAGCAGCACUUUAAAAGUUUAUCUCAUAAAGAAGGACGUCGUUUGUUAGCGCGGUACAAUUUGGAAGUGUAAAGUUUUCUUUCAAUACAAAAUGCCGUUUAAACCAGUUUCUCACGUACUUUUUGAUAUGGAUGGAUUAUUAUUGAAUACUGAAGACUUGUACACAAAAGGCUUUGAAGAGAUUGCGUCCAGAUAUGGCAAACUAUUUACAUUUGAACUCAAAUGCAAAAUAAUGGGGCAACAUAGCAGAGAGUUUGCUGCCAACAUCAUCAAGGAGCUGAAUUUGCCGCUUACCGUUGAUGAGUUUCUUGUGGAAACGAGAAAGAUUUUCAUUGAUUUAUUUCCGCAAUGCAAAAUUAUGCCCGGUGUUGAAAGGCUACUUGUUCAUCUAUCUAAACAUAAAAUACCAAUGGGUCUAGCUACAAGUAGUAGUAAAGAAACCUAUGACAUGAAGGUAUCUCGACACCAAGAUUUCUUCAAUUUGUUGCCAUUUAAGACGUAUGGAUCCGAUGCUAACGUGAAGAGGGGAAAACCGUCUCCUGAUAUAUUUUUGAUCGCUGCUACUAAAUUUCCUCGAAAACCGGCCCCUGAGAAAUGUCUAGUAUUCGAAGACUCAUUAAACGGGGUAAAGGCAGCUGUAGCAGCUGGUAUGCAAGUUGUGAUGGUCCCAGAUCCCCGCUUCGAUCGAAGUCUAGCGCCAGAAGCAACGCUAAUUCUCAACUCUAUGGAAGAUUUCCGUCCCGAAAUAUUUGGUUUGCCGCCGUAUGAUGAUUAACUGAUUCAUAAAACCAAAAUAUCGCUCGGAAAUCGGCCAAGGUUAUGGUUUUGUUUGUAUUAACACAAGUCGUUCGCACUAGUCCAAUUAUAAGUUUAUGAUAAUGCUAAAAGUUUAUGUAAUUUGAAUCUCAGCUAAGAUUUGUUGCUAAGCUUACCGAAAUGGUUUAAGUAAAUAAUUACCUAUUUAUUUUAAUAUCGUACAAUUUUUUUAUAUAAAACGUUGUACCUACUUGUUAGAAGAUUUUUGCA
Molecule: messenger RNA, 1055 nt
Organism: Pararge aegeria (speckled wood butterfly)
Lineage: Eukaryota; Metazoa; Arthropoda; Insecta; Lepidoptera; Nymphalidae
Product: pseudouridine-5'-phosphatase-like
Exons: 4
Coding region: 121-804 (227 amino acids)
Molecular function (GO): phosphatase activity
Source: RefSeq, a predicted model, not a curated record